This is a messenger RNA of Pseudophryne corroboree (corroboree frog), 2730 nucleotides long. Its product is annotated as A-kinase anchor protein 17B-like. The record is from RefSeq and is a predicted model, not a curated record. NCBI's taxonomy places the organism in Eukaryota, Metazoa, Chordata, Amphibia, Anura, Myobatrachidae. Gene Ontology annotation, molecular function: RNA binding. Bases 2 to 2695 code for a protein of 897 amino acids. The transcript has 4 exons.
AAUGAACACAAUGAUUGCAACUCCGGUGUAUGAUGACUCUGAAGUGGUUGAAUUAAAUGCUGCAAACCGCCUGUAUCUCAAGCCAAAGACAAAGUUAAUCAUUUCUGUUAUCCUUCCAGAAGAAACAGAUCAAUGUAGAUCAGUAUCAAAUUGGGACAUUCUGGAACAACUAAAGAAUAUGGUUGCUCCAGACUGUUUCAGUUCUCUUAGGGUUUCUAAAACCACAAGGGAGUUUGUCCGAAUUGAAGGUGAAACUGACACUAAAUGUCUAUCUCACAUUUUUUGGGAAAAACUUAAUGGGCAAAGCCUUCAAAUAAGCUGCAUUACCAAACCACUAAGCAUAGAGGUCACUGAGGCUCCUCCUGAAUUUCCUGCUAAUGAUAAUGCUCAGGAUUUACUAUCGCAAAUGGUGGAAGAUUCAGAGGUCAUCCCAGCGCAUAAUAUAUUUUCAUCUUGUAUUCAUUUGGAGGGAUUGCCAUGUAAAUGGUUUUCAACUUUGGGCUCAAAUAUAGAAAAACCAAGCGAGGAGGUUGUGAGAAACACUUUUGAAAAAUAUGGAAAAAUUGCAAAUAUUGACAUUCCCAUGCUUGAUCCAUACAGAGAAGAGACAGCCGGAAGCGCACUGACUGGUGGUGUCCUGCAGCCCUUUCAUGCUUUCCUCCAGUAUGAAAGCCAAUCAAGUACCUUAGAUGCAAUCAAUUCAUUGCAAGGAAUGAAGCUCAUAUUCACUGCAGAGGAUGGAAAAUCUCUGGCGUGUGAUAUAAAGAUAACUGUUGAUACAAGCAACCACUUUAGCGAGGAGGCAGUAAACAAGCGGACUGCUGAGCGUCUUAAACUACUGGAGCUGGAACAGCAGAGGAAACAAGAGAAAGAAGAGGAAGCAGAAAGAAAAAGGAAAGCUCUGGAGAGAAAGGCUAGAGCAAGGAAGAGGAGGGCAAGGCUGAAACGGAAACUUCAGAGACAGAAACAAAGUCAGGAGACCGUGGUGCAGGAGCAAGAAGCCUGCCCAGAAGAAGCAGUGGAGGACACACAGGAAUGGGAGGACCGGAAACUGCUCCUUGCUCAGAGGCGACUCGAAUCAAUCAACCUUCUCACCACUAUCCUUGACAAAGUAAAUGAUCUGGUACAAGUGAAUAGACUUGAAGAGGAACAAAUGACCUGUGAGUUUGCAGCAGAAUUCAGUGACUAUUCUGUGUCUACCUAUUCAGACAACAGUAAUGUUAUGUUUCUACCGAUCACCGAGGAAGAAGAAAGCAGUCAACAUGAGAAUGAAGAGAACACUGACAAUAAGCUGGAAAUUAAAAUAUCUGAGGAAGAUCCUCAGGAACUUAGACAUGAGCGAAGAAGAGAUUCAAUCUCUGACAGAAGUCACCAGAACAACUAUGAUGAUGAUUCUUGCCUAGGCUAUUCAGAUGAAAUUCAAGUUCCAAAAAUGCAUUAUCAUGAUCAACAUCGCAUUUUCAAAAUGUCAUAUAAGCAAGAAGUUUCUGAUGAGAGAUGCUCCAAAAAACAAAAAAUUUAUGAAACUGAUGAAUUUAUCAACUAUUUGUUAAAUCAUUACCGCAACCCAGAGUAUGCAAGGUUAUUUUUGGAGACAAACGAGAGUUCAAACAGACCUUGGUGCCAGAGGGUGGUUGUAUGGAAAGGAAACAGCUUUCAAAUAAAACUACAGACCCUAAAUGGUCAUUUUGCAGAGAUGAACUUUAUCCCAGAGUUGGAGGAAGAAACAGAAGAUGAUUGUGGUAAAUUGGAGCCACGUAUUGCAGAGUCAGAGGAGAAUUCACAAGAGUCGUCUCUUUGUAGAAUAAAAGCUAGUGAACCUCAGAAACAUUAUGUUGACAGUGAAAAUGAGGUUCCAAUGACAAGACCAAGGCCUCGUUUGGUAAAAAAGUAUGAGCGGGUAUAUAAAAAAACAUGGGAUGAUGAAGAGGAUAUUGAAAGCUCAGAGUCCAAUGAUGAACUAAAAGAAGUUUUGGAAGAAAUAAGUAGCACUUCGGAAUACUUUAGCGAGGAACUAAGUGGAAUUUCAGGUAAACAACCCAAUAUCAGUAGGACAUCCAGAAAGCAAAGAAAUGCUAAACAGCUAAAAAAAAUAAAACACUGCAAUGUGUCCGGCAACAAUCAGGUUUGUCACCACGAAGAUCUACUCGGUCAUUUAUUGCACUCAUAUUGCCAGAAUUUAAAAAAACAUUCAAGAUGUAAGCUGACUCAAAACUGCCGAGGCCAACCCAAUCUUCAUAAUCAGUAUGAUUCUGACACAUAUGAGUCUAAUACGGACAUGGAGGCAGAAGUUCAGAAAACAUGGAAAAGAAAAAGGUCAAAGAUAAAGAAUCCAGCCUGCUAUUUGGAAGAGAAGAAACUUAAGAAGGAAACUUACUCUAGCUCUGAAGAUGACAGCAGCUCAAGUGAUUCUCACCUGCACAAGAGAAACAUCUGGCGGAAGCAAUACAACGGGAUGCCAAAACGCAAGAUACAGAAGACUAGGAGCUGUGAUUCUGAUGAGAAACCAAAGAGACAGUGGGAUCUGUAUUUUGCAGAAGAUGUUUCAGAUUCCCCCGAACAAGAGGAGUCCUCGUGCGAUGAUGAAGAAACUCAGAGCAGCUGCAGCCCAAUUUCUAGUCAUCCAGCUGGUGAAAAUGAGCCACUCGGAGGUUGCUCAAAAGGCGUCUACACUGAUUAUUGGGACUGGGAAUAAUACGCAACAAUGCAAACACACUGCAAGUGACAUAU